Messenger RNA from Ctenocephalides felis (cat flea), 2110 nucleotides. RefSeq names its product menin (gene Mnn1). NCBI's taxonomy places the organism in Eukaryota, Metazoa, Arthropoda, Insecta, Siphonaptera, Pulicidae. The transcript is spliced from 6 exons. The record is from RefSeq and is a predicted model, not a curated record. Gene Ontology annotation, cellular component: chromatin; nucleus; histone methyltransferase complex. Gene Ontology annotation, molecular function: transcription cis-regulatory region binding; Y-form DNA binding; chromatin binding. Bases 188 to 2110 code for a protein of 640 amino acids. Gene Ontology annotation, biological process: negative regulation of cell cycle; regulation of transcription by RNA polymerase II; negative regulation of cell population proliferation.
AGCAGUUUUAAACAUCGAAAUUACGUUUGACGCAAUUGCGUUUUUAACUAAAAAACAUACUAUUUUAUCAAGCGAAUCACGACUCAAAUGACUGUUAUUGACCAGUGUCUACAGAGAAACCGGCCGAUGUAAGUGAUUAUAUUGUAAAAUCAUUUAUAUCUUGAGACGCAAAUGUCAAAAGGCGGUAAUGGCGAAUUUGAAAGACAAAAGUUCGCAAUGUUUUCCAAUUAAAAACAUUUAUGGCAUCGUUCAGCUAUUUAAACAUCAACUUGAAAGCAAACAAGAGCCAGAUCUAACAUUAUUAUCGCUUGUCAUCGGGGCUGUCGAAAAUGCAUUGACUGGUCGAGUUCAGGAUAAAGAAUCCGGGAAUUUGCAUGACGAACCGAUGCCUUUCCCAAGUAUAGAGUAUGACUUUAUUGAAAAAAUGUACAACAAAUUUCAAGGCAUAAUAAAAGGCUCGAUCGAUACAAAAUCGGCCAAAGGAAAAUAUGCUACUCGAGAUUUAAUUAAGAAAGUAUCAGAUAUUAUAUGGAAUUCUUUAACUCGAGGUUAUUAUAGAGAUAAAGCUCAUAUACAAAGUUUAUACAGUUAUGUUACUACAAAUAAAUUAGAUUCGUUUGGUGUUGCUUAUGCAGUUGUUGCUGCUUGCCAACUACUAGGAUUUAAAGAUGUACAUUUAGCUCUGUCGGAGGACCAUGCUUGGGUGGUUUUUGGGAAAGAUGGCUCUGAAACAAUUGAGGUUACUUGGCAUAGUAAAGGCACAGAAGAUAAACGUGGAAAAGCUGUGCCUACAGAUAUUGAAAAUCAUUCUUGGCUUUAUUUAUCUGGGCAUCCAGUAGUUUGUUCUCGAUACACAGAAAUCGCUGCACUCGUUUCAGCUAUAAAUCCAUCCUUGAAUUUAUCUUGUGAGGUCCAUGAGAUAUCAACUUUACAAAAGAAAUUAUUAUGGCUUUUAUAUGAUUUAGGUCAUCUUGACCGUUAUCCUAUGGCUCUCGGCUGUUUAGGAGAAUUGGAAGAAAUGUUUCCAGAAGCUGGUAGACCCAGUUGCUCUAAAUUAUAUCAGCAAGCAGUAGACAGUGCAAGGACAUUCUAUAACGAUCAUCAUGUUUAUCCUUAUACUUACCAAGGCUCUUAUUACUAUCGCCAAGGAAUGUACAAAGAAGCUUUUUCAAGUUGGGCUAAUGCAGGAAAUGUUAUUCGAUUGUAUAACUACUCCCGUGAUGAUGAGGAGAUUUAUAAAGAAUUUUUGGAAGUUGCUAAUGAACAAAUACCAUGUGUUAUUAAAUCUGAAAGUUCAGGUCAUAAUGCAAGAUCAAUUUUAAAAGAUCCUGAAUGUUUUGCCAAUCUAUUACGGUUCUAUGAUGGAAUAUGUGAAUGGGAAGAAGGUAGCCCCACUCCGAUAUUACACAUUGGUUGGGCUAAACCUUUUGUGAGCACAAUAUCAAAAUUAGAAUCUGAUGUUCGUGCACAAGUCAGUAUAUUAAUUCAAGAAGAUUCAGAACAAGAAGAGAAUAUUAGAAAUACUAUUCAAGAUACAAAAUUAAAUUCUACUGCUCCAAAUGAAGAAAAUACUACCAGAAAAUCUAGUAGAUUGAUUAUUAAAAAUAAAACAGAAGAGAAGAUUAAUAAAACUGAACCAAUGACUGAAAAUAACAAUGUGUCAUCAAAAAAUGUCAUUGAUGCUUUUAAAGAUGAAAAAAUGGAUGAUUCUGGUAAUGAGAUCAAAGAUGAACUUGAAAUGAGUAAACAAGUCUCUGAUGUUAUUGACAUGAAUUUGUACAAAAAUGAUGCUGCUCUUGUACAAGACAUCGGGAAUAUGAUUUCUAAUGAUAUAGAUGUCAAUGCUGAAUGCAGUAUCAUUGAAAAGAUGGAUGAAUGCAUUGGGGCCGAAAUGGAAAAAGUUUUAAAUAGUAGACCAGUGGUUGUGCUCCACAGUCAAAAAAUGAAAGGAUUAAAAGAAUUGUUACAAGCUGAGAAAUUAAAUGGUCAAGCAAUAUCAUUACAAUUGACAGCACAAAGUCAAGUGCAAGUUGGAAGAAAGCAUAGAAAUGACAAUAACACAGAUUCUUCAUGUGCUAACACACGAUCAAAACGUACAAGACGAGAGUAG